This is a messenger RNA of Coregonus clupeaformis (lake whitefish), 2565 nucleotides long. RefSeq names its product GTP-binding protein Rheb-like. Gene Ontology annotation, biological process: small GTPase-mediated signal transduction. The transcript is spliced from 8 exons. Lineage: Eukaryota; Metazoa; Chordata; Actinopteri; Salmoniformes; Salmonidae. The record is from RefSeq and is a predicted model, not a curated record. Gene Ontology annotation, cellular component: plasma membrane. Gene Ontology annotation, molecular function: GTP binding; GTPase activity; GDP binding. The coding region runs from base 354 to 908 and encodes 184 amino acids.
UCCGACAGUGUGACUCGCAAAGCGUAACUGCUGUGAAUUAGCUGUUUUAGUUUCCUGUUUUAAGUUCUAAAAACUAAUCUUUAGAUAAUUUCAAACUAAUUAUCGACAUACAUAACUGUACCGAUAACCGAUAUAUUGCAAGUAUCAGUCGAAAUACGUGUUCUACCAGCUUCAGUUCAGUUCUGAAGUUGCAACUCGAGGCCCCUGCGGAGUGUUAGCUUGAGCGGCACUGAAAAGUUUGUUGUUGUCACGUGACGUGAUACGAAUGUGGCGAUAAAGUUUUUGUUUCGUUAUUAAAACGACCAUACUACAUUUCAACAUUAGCUAUCUAUUGAAGUAACUACUUUAACACAAUGCCUCAACCAAAAUACAGGAAGAUUGCUGUGAUUGGAUACAGAUCUGUAGGAAAAUCUUCUCUCACAAUACAGUUCGUGGAAGGACAGUUCGUAGAUUCAUAUGACCCUACCAUUGAAAACACCUUCAACAAAAUGGUGUCUGUCAACGGUCAAGACUUCAAUCUUCAGUUGGUCGAUACAGCGGGUCAGGACGAGUACUCUAUUUUCCCUCAGUCUCAUUCAAUGGACAUCCAUGGUUAUGUCUUGGUCUACGCAGUGACUUCCAUGAAAAGUUUUGAAGUUGUUCAGGUUCUUCAUGACAAGCUUCUAGAUAUGGUUGGGAAAAUACAGGUGCCAACUGUUCUUGUUGGGAACAAAAAAGAUCUCCACAUGGAAAGGGUGAUUAAGCCAGAGGAAGGGAAGAAGCUGGCCGACUCAUGGGGAGCAGCGUUCAUGGAGUCUUCUGCCAAGGAGAACGAGACCGCUGUAGAGUUAUUCAAGAGGAUCAUUCUGGAGAUGGAAAGGGCGGAUGGGAACGUUCCCUCAGAAGAUAAGAAGUGUGCUGUGAUGUAAGAGGGUCUAACCAGGACAGCAGUAAGCUCAUUGGCUGAAACCAGGAGACACAUCACCACCAGCCUGCCAAUCAUGACCUCCCCAGCACCAUGGAGCUGCAGUCGCAAUGUGGCCAUUUAUAAUUCAACAGUGUUUUACAAAGGCAGCCAAUCACACUCAAGGCUGACUAAGGAGAACUCUGACAGGUGUCACACAAGGGUUUCACUGUCAGUUUUACUGAAGUCUGUCAAGUUUGGUUGGCAUACACCAAACCACAUGAAAAACAAAACAUAUGAAAAUGCCAAAUGUAAUAUAAGAGCCACAAGCCCAAACUUCACAACAAAAAACGGCUCUCUGAUAAUUGCAAUCAACAAGCUAGCCAUGCAUCAACAGAUGGAGCGGUGACUGGCCAGUGUCCCCAACUCUCACGGGCUAGCUUCACCUUGUACAUAGUAAGCCUAAAAAACAUGCCUGACUCCUUUUCUCAGGUCAUCUGUAUACUUCAAUGAAUACACCGGCCAUGGCAGAGAGCCACAGUUCACAUUGCUGUUGUAGCGGCGUUGGAAAGUCGCUAUGACACAACUGAUAAAUGUCUUGGUUACAGUAUCUUGGAAUGAGUUUUCUUUCACACAAUAUGUGUGUUGCGGAAAUACAUUUCCUCUAGCAUUGGUCUUGGCUAACAUUGUUUCACUGUGAAACCUUCUGCAAGUCAACUUCAGGUUACACUUCAUCCUUGAACUGUAAAUCAUGUCUUUUAGAAAAAAUGCUGAUUGGUCCUCGCUCCCUUCCUCUCUAUGAUUUACCUGUCAUCUGACAUUAAUAAUUAAGCUGUAAUUAUCCAGUGGACGAGGCACCCUUGAAUGAAGUUUAGAUUAGAAGAGUGGAAGAGAUCAGUUAUAUUUAAAAGUUGUGGCCUUUUGAUCCCAGAGAACUAGGAUCCUAUACACAGGUUUGAUAGUGUUGUUGGUUAUAUCCUGAGAUAAUACAAGUUUGUUCAUUCAGCAGCGUAUUGAAUAAAAUGUCUGCAUAUAAUUAAGAAUAUUAUGGAGUUGCAGUUUUUGCAUUCACUGAUCAUUCCUUACCACUGUGGACUGCAAACCAGUUCAUGGGGACCACAGGAUCUGCUGGUUUAGUUUUGGGGUUUUGAUUCCAGAAGUGAUGUAGGCUUGGUCAAGCUAAAUAAGGAAGCCGUAUGACCCAGUAUGACUUAUGAAUUUAGUGUAGAGUCAGGGAAUAGCAGCGGACACAGUGCUCACCAUAACCUGAUUUGCGUGUCCACUUUAGCCUUACAAACAAAAGAUCAAUUGGAAGCCAAUGGUUUUUACUGACAUUACUUUAAUUUAUCCAGAUAUUCCACCCCCUAGUAUCUAUUAUUUGUUAUUUUGAUGUUUAUUUUGGUAGUGCUUCUCUUUGAGUAAGUAGUAGAUUGAUUGAUGGUCUAAGAGAAGCUGGUGAUGCUGUGUCUUGUGCCUUAACUUACCCUUUAUUCCCCCCACCUGCUUCCCUACCUGACUCAAGGUGCUCUCUAGUUUUUUUUUCUUCUGUUGCCUUGAUCCAAUGGGCAAAAACCAGGUGGUGUUGUGCACCUGAACACCAAUACCCCCACGGUCAAUGUUAACUCUGAAAUCUUGCUGUAAACAGUUUUGUAUAUAUAAAUAAAUCCUUUACUCCUUUAAAA